Molecule: messenger RNA, 1089 nt
Organism: Talaromyces amestolkiae
Lineage: Eukaryota; Fungi; Ascomycota; Eurotiomycetes; Eurotiales; Trichocomaceae
Exons: 5
Coding region: 1-1089 (362 amino acids)
Biological process (GO): maturation of SSU-rRNA from tricistronic rRNA transcript (SSU-rRNA, 5.8S rRNA, LSU-rRNA)
Cellular component (GO): nucleolus
Source: RefSeq, a predicted model, not a curated record
AUGAAGCCGAUUUUCUCUGCCAUGAACGCCUGGAGCUGCGUCGUCAUCUCCUUCUUUGCCGUUAUCAUUCUAUCAAUUCUCGGAUCGCUAUACAAUGCAAAUCAUCCCGCAUUCACCGGAUCAGAAGGGACUCCGGAAGAUGGCACGGUGGUAGCUGGCUCAAUUUUCACUGCCGUGAUCGUUUAUGCUUGGGGAUUCAGUGACCGUACAGACAGUAUGAGGGACGCGGUAGUGAAAAGAAGGAAGAUUUCAAAAUUCUCUACGGAGCCAAAAACUCCGAAUACGGAAGCACAAGCAGAUGAUUCAAACGAUCUCUUACGAAAGUUUUUCGAGAGCCGAUUCCAGCCGUUAGACAUACCCACGAAUUCCACGACAACGAGUCACAUCUCCGACGAGGACGACGAGGAAGACGAGUCGGUCGAAGAUUUUGGAGGUUUUUCGGACGAUGGAAGUGAGAAUGAGGAAGAAGAGGUGAUGGUUGUUGAGCAUGUAGAUGCGCGCAAAGAGGACGUGAUGUUAGAUAAGCAGACACGGAAAGCUCUCCUGUCUGCCAAAAUCCUAGCAUCUACAGAGUCAUCAACCAUCGCUAGUAAGCCAGAAAACAAACCCAAAGGCGAGGCAGCCGACAACGAAACACAGAAUCUACAAAACGAUCUUGCACUACAACGUCUACUUAAAGAAUCACAUCUCCUCGACUCGAGCUCCUCAGACCUAAAUCCAACAGGCAAAAACAGACACAAAGCUUUGGACCUGCGACUGCAAGCACUCGGAGCCAAGAAAUCCAUAUACGAGCAAAACAGAAUGCCCAAAUCGCAUCGCGAGGGAAUCCAAUUCAAGGCUAUCAAGACAGAGACAACACGCCGCCGCGAAGCUCGCGAGAAUGGUAUAAUCCUUGAGAAACCUGUCUUCAAACAGCAGAAGAGUAGUACGAAGCGCAGGGAGAGAGGAGUGGGAGCUCCGGCCGUCGGAAAAUUCUCCGGAGGAACGCUGAAAUUGAGUAAACAUGACUUGGCGAGCAUUCAGGGACCUUCUAGAAAAGGUGGGAAAGGCGCGAGGGGCGGGAAGGGGUCCAAGAGAGGUCGUCGAUGA